AUGCGCUCCCGUUACCGUAGCCCGUGUUUCGGCUCAAUUCCAUUGGCGCAUGCUCGGGUCCCUUUCUCCUACUACAUGCCCCUUUGUGUGAUACCCUUGGCAUUUAUCUAUUUCUUGAGCUUUUUUCUGUUUCUUGAGAACACGAGGAUUUUGCCGGGGAAACCGAUGGGAAAACAAAAGUUUGCCAGGAAACCCGCGAAACGGAGAGAGCCCGACACCGACGACGAUGAUGUUUAUGAUGCUGUCGAUCUCUUCCAUAAAUCCGAUCGAGAGCUGAAAAAGAAUAUCAACAUUCGGAAACCUGGUGCACGCGUUGAGGUUUUAAACGUCGAAGGCGAUUACUCGGAAGACGAAGGAAAAACUCAAGAACAAGGCAACGUCAGCAAUGAUGAUUGGGACGACGAAAGCGACCGAGAAAAAGAAGGAUCCUCAAAAUUUGAUGAAGAUUUGGAAGAUCAACUUCCUUCACGCGAGAAUUGGGGCAAGAAACGUCAAGCUUUCUACUCAACUUCUUAUGUCGAUAAUGAUAUUGCCGUUGGAAACGAGGAUGAAGAAGAGGACGCUCUUUUGGAAGAAGAAGAUGCGACUGCUCGCCAACGAGUUUUGGACGCGGCGAUCGCUGAUUUGGAUAUCUACGAGAAGUUGGACGAAAAUGAGACUCAAGUGAUUGAGGUUGUAAAGAAAGUCGACCACGACUGGAACCCAGUGAAAGUGCAAAAGAAAAACAAAACGACAGCGAAAAUUUUGGAGGACUACAAACUUAAAAUGGAAAUGUUCAACGUGAUCGUUAAGCCACUUUUUGAAGUCGCUCAACUUUUGCCCGCCGAAUCUCCGCUAAAGUUGAAGUUGCAACUUUGCGCGAACACCUAUGGAGUAUAUUUGUGCAACGUCCAGUUAUGGCUCUCGAUGAAAGCUGAUUCGAUUGCGCAGCAAAAAGAAACCGAUUUCAAGGUUGAUGGCCAUCCUGCCCUCGAGAAAAUCUCGACUCUCAAAAAGAUGACAGAUCAAAUCGAUUCGUUCGUCGGUCGAAAUUCGGAUCUUUUCACAAAACUCAUCAAGAAGGCCAAAGAGGGGAAAACGGUUGAUGUGGAAGAGCACUACCCAAUCGUUUCUGAGAAGAGAGCAAUCAAAAAGAAGCUGAAAGAAGAGAUGGAAGAAGAAGCGUUGGCUGAAGAGCUUGAAGAAAAUGAUGACGAAAUGAAUGAGGGUCGUCGUGGUAUCAACUACACAAUUGAGAAGAACAAAGCGCAGCAAUACAGAAAGAAGAAAGCUCCCGGAAAUUCAAAGGUACGAAAGCGUCAACAAUUCAAGAGCGCGAUGAAACGACAGAAUAGUCAACGGCCUAAGCUUCGCAAAGAAGAGGCUCGCUACUCGGGAGAAUCUCGUGGAAUUCGCAUCAGCACGAUCAAGAGUGUCAAACUUAAAGCC
This is a messenger RNA of Mesorhabditis belari, 1428 nucleotides long. The record is from the annotation of a GenBank genome assembly. NCBI's taxonomy places the organism in Eukaryota, Metazoa, Nematoda, Chromadorea, Rhabditida, Rhabditidae.